Messenger RNA from Chelonoidis abingdonii (Abingdon island giant tortoise), 1201 nucleotides. RefSeq names its product galactoside alpha-(1,2)-fucosyltransferase 2-like. Gene Ontology annotation, molecular function: galactoside 2-alpha-L-fucosyltransferase activity. Gene Ontology annotation, cellular component: membrane. Gene Ontology annotation, biological process: carbohydrate metabolic process. The record is from RefSeq and is a predicted model, not a curated record. NCBI's taxonomy places the organism in Eukaryota, Metazoa, Chordata, Testudines, Testudinidae.
UCUGCACUGAGUGGGGCUGCGAAAAGCAUCAAGAAACCCCCCUGCCGAAUGGGGGCUGGGACCUCCUUCCCUCAUCACCGCUGGGAGCCAUGACUGCCCCGGGCUCCUGGGUCCCCUUCCGGCUGCCCCUCCAGCUCAGCCUCUAUCUGCUGGCCAUCAUGACCUUCUCCUUCCUCAUCCACCUACACAGCUGGUUCCCCACUGCAAGGGAGAGGCUCCCCUCCCCAAAUGCCACGGACAAGUUCCCAACCACGCCCCCCACAACCCCCACCACGGAGCAGGGCAUGUGGACCAUGAACUCCGCCGGGCGCCUGGGGAACCAGAUGGGGGAAUACGCCACCCUCUACGCCCUGGCCAAGAUGAACAGGCGCCAGGCCUACAUCCUCCCAGAGAUGCACCAGCAGCUGGCGCCGCUCUUCCGCAUCACCCUGCCCGUGCUCUCCAGCGACAUGGUCCAGAACAUCCCCUGGAAGGACUACGGGCUUCACGACUGGAUGUCAGAGGAGUACAGACACAUCGAGGGGAAAUACGUCCGGCUGACAGGCUACCCCUGCUCCUGGACCUUCUACCACCACCUCCGGCAGGAGAUCCUCCAGGAAUUCUCCUUCCACGACCACAUCAAGGAGGAGGCCAACCGGUACCUGGCUGGGCUGCGUGGCCAGCGCCGGAACGUGACCUACGUGGGCGUCCACGUCCGGAGGGGGGACUACGUCCAGGAGAUGCCCAUGUUCUGGAAGGGGGUGGUGGCGGACAAGGCCUACCUGGAGAAGGCCAUAGGCUACUUCCGGGCCAAGUACCAGGAGCCGGUCUUCGUGGUGACCAGCAAUGGGAUGGAGUGGUGCCGGGAGAACAUCGACGCCUCGCGGGGGGACGUGUAUUUCUCGGGGGACGGGAAGGAGUCGUCGCCGGGGAGGGACUUUGCUCUCUUGGCCCAUUGCAACCACACAAUCAUGACCAUCGGGACCUUCGGCAUUUGGGUCGGCUACCUGGUCGGUGGGGAGACCAUCUACUUGGCCAACUAUAUGCUCCCCGAUUCCCCCUUCCUCAAGAUCUUCAAGCCUGAGGCCGCCUUCCUGCCCGAGUGGAUCGGGAUCAAUGCCGAUCUCUCCCCCCUGUGGAGAGGGAGAUUUGGCUAAAGGAGCUCAGCCGGUGGCCACAGGCUGCCAAUGGGAUCCACCCACCAGGACUCGGCCGGUCAGCC